AUGGGCACGGAACUUGUGCGUUGUGGCGUUGAAGAUGUUGACAAGCACAAGCUGUGGUCGGCAUUGGCCAAUGUUGAGUUCCCUGAUUCUGUAGUGCAAGCCCACAAGAAUUUUAUCAACGCUGGAGCCGAUAUCAUCAUCACAAAUACUUAUCAAUCGAACCAGCCACUGCUCAUGAGUGAGCUGAAGAUAUCAAGAGAGGAAGCAGACAACCUGCUUCUAAAAACUCUUGAUCUUGCUCGUGAAGCAGCAGGGCCGGGCACAAUCGUUGCGGGAUCAAUUGGACCCUAUCCGGACUGCCCAGCUUCCGAAUACAACCCGGAGUAUUUGAAAAGGAUUAGUUUCGAGGAGCUUUACGAGUGGCAUCGCCCGAGAUUCGAGAUCUUGGCAAAGGAGAGUUUUAUAUUGCAGAAUUCAGAUCUUCUUGACCCUGAAUAA
Molecule: messenger RNA, 438 nt
Organism: Oikopleura dioica
Lineage: Eukaryota; Metazoa; Chordata; Appendicularia; Copelata; Oikopleuridae
Source: the annotation of a GenBank genome assembly